Molecule: messenger RNA, 6561 nt
Organism: Myxocyprinus asiaticus (Chinese sucker)
Lineage: Eukaryota; Metazoa; Chordata; Actinopteri; Cypriniformes; Catostomidae
Product: nuclear pore complex protein Nup214-like
Exons: 36
Coding region: 173-6292 (2039 amino acids)
Biological process (GO): protein import into nucleus; RNA export from nucleus
Cellular component (GO): nuclear pore
Molecular function (GO): protein binding; structural constituent of nuclear pore
Source: RefSeq, a predicted model, not a curated record
UUCCUCUUCCCAACAUGCGUCAUUUCCGCCCUGAGUUCAGCGCGCGUUCUUGCUAACAUGAAGAGAGCUUGACAUUACCAGAGUAAAUUCCUUAAAUCAUCAUUCUUCUCUUUGUUAAUUACAUAUUCACGCGUUAUUGGACUUUAAGACACUCGAGGGAAGGUUUGUAAAGAUGGGCGAUGAUCCAGACUCCAUUCCGGAGAGAGAGAUGAAGGAUUUCCAGUUUCGUCACAUGAAGAAGAUUCGAGUGUUUGAGUCACCUCAUGACCUGCCUAAAGAACGCUCCAGUCUGCUUGUGAUCUCUAAUAAAUACGGCCUGACAUUCGCUGCUCGAGACAAAACGCUCAAAGUGUUCCUUACUAAAGACAUAGUCUCGGUGGCACGUGUAGAAGGAAACCCUAAUGAGAUAGUGGAGAAUGUGAGCGCUGUGACAGUGACAGUAGAUGUGUGGAUUCAUCACAUGGCUCUGAGCAGUGAUGAGCUCACGCUGUCUGUGUGCGGCGUGUCUGACGGCGCUGAUCUGACGCUAGACUUCUAUGACGUCCGCACCUUCUUCAACAAGGUCAGACAAGACAAACGGCCCUUCACGUCCUUCAGACCGGCAGCCUCAUCAGGUGUUCUUGUCCAGGAUCUGAAGUGGAGUCCAGUGGAGGCGUCUCGUCUCGCCACAUGUCUGUCUGAUGGCAGUAUGAUGGUGCUGGAUGUUCAGGACUCCGUGAAUGUGGUCGCACAGCUGCCUGCGUCUGCGGGAAUCACCUGUGUGUGUUGGAGUCCUAAAGGCAAACAGGUGUCUGCUGGGAAACAGGAUGCUACAGUAGUUCAGUUCACUCCUACGUUACAGGCUAAGAAGGUGAUUCCCUGUCCCAGCUUCUACAGUCAGGACAACCCUGUGAAAGUGCUGGAUGUGUUGUGGUUGAGCACGUAUAACUUUGCGGUGGCAUACGCGGCAGCUGACGGAUCGCCAGAGACACCACCUGAGCUGGUAGUCGUGUCACUUCCAAAAAAGGAUGAGAAGAGAGAUGAGCGCUAUCUAAACUUUAAUGACCUGGUGUACGGUACCUGCACAGAGAGACAGCAUCACUUCUUCCUGUGUCAUAUAGAGGACUGGGAUCUGGUGUUAGCUGCUUCAGCUGCUGCUAUUGAGGUCAGCAUCAUCGCCAAACAAGAGGACAAGGUGAACUGGGAGCUGUGGUUGCUAGAAGACGCCAGUAGAGCGGAGCUGCCUGUCACAGAGAACAAUGAUGACACACUUCCUGUGGGUGUGGCUAUAGAUUACACCAGUCAGGAUGAGAUUCAGCUGUCUGAUGAGAAGAGAUGUCCUCCUGCACCGACACUGAUGCUGCUGUCUACAGAUGGUGUUCUGUGUCCGUUCUCUUUACUCAACCUGAACCAUGGGGUUAAACAGCUGACUGUGAGCGCCAGUGAUCUUCCUAUGGAGGAAGAGAGACCGCCGCCCGCCAAGUCCACCUCCUUUGCUCCUGCUGUAUCUGGAGCUGCAUCCAUCUUCUCGUCUUUCCCAGCAUCCUCUAGCACAGCUCCGCCCCCAUACACCUUAUCCUCCGCAGCUCCGCCCCCCUCCACCUUAAAUUUCACAGCUCCACCCCCAUCCACCUUAAACUUCACAGCUCCACCCCCAUCCACCGCAUUCUUCACAGCUCCGCCCUCAUCCACCUCAUCCUCUGCAGCUCCACCCCCAUCCACUUUUUCCUUCACAGCCCCUCCUCCAGCUGCCACCUCUGUGAUCCCGCCCUCUUCAGCAGCAGCUCCGCCCCCAGCCUCAUCCUCCACAGGUUUCUCCUUCUCUUUGCCUCCUCUGGGCUCCUCGGCUCCUUCAGCCUUCUCCCUGAACUCCACAGCGGCCAGUUUCUCUUUCAAUGCUCCCAAACCCCCCUCAGACGCUCCAGGAGCUUCGGCCUUCUCCUUCAGUUCCUCCUCGCUAAAAGAGGUGAGCGCUGCUCCCAUCUCCACUCCACAGCGUCUGGCCACAGCGUCUCCCAUCAUCAGCAGCUCCAAACCCCUCACAGAGCCUGCCACACCCCCCAUCAGAAUGAACCUCACGGACAGGUUUUUAUCAGUGGAGACUCCAGCAUCGGCCUCAUCUGUUGCUCAGCCGUUUUCUCUAACUUCCACACCCAAACCACCAUUAUCAUCAUCAUCAUCAGAGCCCAGCAGUCAGACAGCAGCACUGAUCAACAUCAGCAAACCAGCUGCUGCUGCAGUGAUGUCGCGGCCAGCUCAGAUCAGUGUCCCUCCAGCCGCAGUCGCCCUGCCUCCAUCCAGUACUGCAUCUGAACAGGCUGUGUCUGUGAAAGCUCUGGAGAAACAUCUACAGCAGAAGAAAGUCUCUGAUCCCGUCAUGACUGGAAUACUGGAGGAGAUCGGACACUUCCAGAAAGAGCUGGAUGAGCUGAAGUCUCGCUGUAGGAAUGCUGAUUUCAGGGUGGGCAACACGGAUGAGAUGAGAGAUCUGAGGAAAGACUCUGAGAGCCUACAUGACUUUACACUGGAGAUCAAAGACACCACUGAGUCUCUGCAUGGAGACAUCAGCAUGCUGAAGACCAGUCUGCUGGAGGGUUUUGCUGGAGAAGAAGAAGCCAGAGCACAGAAUGAGCUCAACAGAGAUAAAGAUUACCUUCAACUGCUCUACAAGAAACCGCUGGACCCUCGCAGAGAGGAACAACUUAAGGAGAUCCGGCGGUUGUACCAGUAUGUUAAGUUUGCCAUGGAGGACGUGAACGAUGUUUUAGAUCUUGAGUGGGAGAAACAUCUGGAGAAGAAGAAGAAGAAGCAGAGCAGGCAUAUGAUUGUCCCUGAGAGAGAAGCGCUGUUCACCGCACUCGCUAAUAAUCUGGACAUCAUUAACCAGCAGAAACAGCGUUUAGAUCAGCUGACCAGCAACCUGCACAAACUUCGACUGUACAGACGCACAUCAGUGUGGAGUUACCCCAGCCAGACCCCUUCAACACCCUCAGAACAAAGUCUGGACAGUGAGCUGGAGAGUUUGAAAGAUGCUCUUCUGAAGGCCAGUCUGGAUACGGCACCCAAAGCUCCUGCCAAAUCUCCAUCUAAGAUGACUCCAGCCAAACAGUCUCAACUGAGGAACUUCCUGUCGAAGAGACAGACUCCACCGGUGCGAUCAACAGCUCCUGUGAAUCUGUCUCGCUCAGCGUUCCUGUCCCCUCAGUUCUGUGAAGAUCUGGAUGAGGUGAGCUCCAGCUCAUCUCUCUCUCAGCCUUUGGAGCCUGACGACACACUGGCGCUGGCCGAGAAAGAGGAAGAGCCAGGACCCGUCCCAGUGCUGUCUGUCUCGCGACAUCCCACGGUGGUCCGCACGCCCUCCAUACAGCCGGGAUUUAGUAUGCAGUCCACUCCAUUUAGCAGAAUCCAGGCCGGCCCCUUACCAGUCAUCAGCCCUGCUCCUAAGAUAAACAUGGACAGUGCCGACAGCACAGCACUGGCCACAAAAACUGUGAAACAUGGAGCCCCACCCACAGAGAGGACCACGCCCACCACUAUUCCUGCCCCUCAGGCUGCAGGAAGAGCUGCCCUCAGUAGGCACAUGACCAGCCAGAUACCAGGAGCAGCUCUGACAGAGUCCACACUGAAGACGGUUCCUCAGGUGGUGACCGUUCAGGAUUAUAAAGGUCCUCCCAUCCCUGUGUCCACUGUCAUCAGCUCAUCUGUUCCAGCACCAGCAGCUCAGGUUGUUCAGCAGGUUCUGGCUACUGUGGAGGCCACUAAAGGAGCGUUAAAGGUUUCAGCGCCGCUGGCAGGGGUGGCUCAAACCUCUGCAGCGAGUUUUGUGUUUGGUGGAGCAGGUAAACCUGACGUAGGUGGUGCUUCAUCUGUCAGUGAGAAAAACUCAAAGGCUUUCUCAUUCUCUCCAUCAUCAGGGUUCAGUUUCAUGAGUAGUUCUCAAUCACAGGAUGCUAGUAACACUCAAGCCAAGAGUUCUGGUUUACCAGGCAAGUUCUCGUUUGCCAGCAGUACAGGACCAAAGAUGCCGUUUGGAUCAGCAGUAUCUGAAGAGCCUUUUUCCUUUACUCCCAAAUUGGCAUUUCCUGCACAGACCACUAACUCCUCCACACCUCCUCCUGGUGUGGUUGAGCCUCCUAAACUCCCUCAGGCUCCUAAAGCCCAGGGCAAUGCUGGAGAGACACUCGGCUGCUUCUCUGGCUUACGAGUGGGCCAAAGUGAUGAAGUAAAGGAAGCCCCCAAACCCAUCUUAAGUUUCAGCUUUGGACCACCUGGCAAUGGAUCUACUGGAUUCAUGUCUGGUUCUGCUCAAAUGAACCCUGGAGAAAGUGCAAGUUCAUCUGAACCUGCAGGUGCCCCAGCAGAGGUUCCAAAGACAACUACGCCACAAGGGUCUGCAUUCAUGUUUAAAACACAAGAGGGAACAGCUCCAUCAACGAAACCAGCUUUCUCGAUUCCUCAGACAUCUUCCUUUCCAUCAGCCGCCACCUCGUUUGAUAGUCUUCUUCGAGCACCCCUUCCAGAAACUACAACAACUGUUCCAGCAAAGUCUCUACUGCUAGAGGCUACUUCAUCAAUUGAGCCUGUUCCCUCCUCUGAGGCUGAAGCUAAGGAACCUCCAGCAGAACCAAGUCCUGAACCCCCAGCGGUAGGCACCCCAUCAAUCGUGGCUGCAAAUGAAGGUGCCAUUCCCUCCCAACCCGCCAGUACCGAGAACACUGUAGUACCUUCAAACAAGCCCCCAACUCCUCCCAUACAUGCCCCUGAAGUCUCGCCUUCACCUCCACCUUCAGUUACCCCACCAGCCGGGCCACCGCCUGUCGCCGAACCCCCUGCUGUGGAACCUGUCUCUGUUCCUGCACCUGAGGGCACCACCACUCCCACACCCGUCCUUGCACCCCAAGAGUCCCCAGCAAACACCCCAUUUUCAGCUCCAUCUUCAGACACACCAGGUUCAAUCUUUGCCCCACCAUCGGGCGCUACAGACAGUUUAACGCUGGGAGUUAUCAGUCUUACACCAGUCACCAGUACAGUGGCUUCCUCCACCACGUCUACCCCAACAGCGGCCAGUACCACCAGCACGGCUCCUACACCAGUGUUCAGCCAGCCCAGUUCCGCUGCUCCAUCCACGGGAUUUGGAUCUACGGCCUUUGUGGCCAAUUCUACCACCUCUGGCUUUGGCAAACCAGCAUUUGGACAGACUACCAGUGCUGGUUUCGGCCAACCUGCAGCCUCUGGCUCUUCUAGCAGCUUCACAUUUGGUCAGCCGUCAUUUAGUGCUGGUUCUGGAUUUGGGCAGCUGGCUGCAGCUGUCACCACUUCUGACUCCAGCAGUGGAGGAGGACUUUUCGGGUCCUCAAAUGCCAACAGUGCCAGUUCCUUCUCCUUUGCAGCCAGCACCACCAGUACUGCAGCCAACACUGGCACAGGACUCUUUGGCCAGAGCAGCGCUCCUGUCUUUGGACAGCCCAGCUCAGGCUUUGGGCAGGGCUCUGUGUUUGGAAGCAACACAACAACAGCACCCUCGUCUGAAUUCAGCUUUGGACAACCAUCAGUGUUUGGCAGCAGCGCCACGUCUGUGUUCGGUCAGCUGUCCAGCAGUGCUGGUGUGUUUGGACAGGCUCAGUCCAGUGGAGGUCUGUUCGGCUCGGCCACUGCAAACACUUCAUCAGGAUCAGGGUUUUUCAGUGGUCUCGGUGGCAAACCCAGUGAAGACGCCGCUAACAAAAACCCAUUUGGAGUGACAGCCACGGGAGGAUUCGGCCAAUCCAUCAAUACAGGUUCACCUAACCUGUUUGGGAACAGCACCGCCAAAGGCUUCAGUUUUAGCAGCAGUUCGUUUGGCGAUCAGAAGCCCAGCGGCUCAUUCAGUACGGGCGGAGGAUCUGUAGCCGCUCAGGGCUUUGGAUCAUUCUCAACACCCACCAAACCAGGUGGUUUUGGGAGCGCGCCGGUAUUCGGCAGUCCUCCUACCUUCGGUGGCUCUCCAGCGUUCGGAGGAACAGCGAGUUUUGGCUCUGCCCCCUCCUUCAGCAGUCCGCUGGGCACGUCCCCUGGGAAGGUGUUUGGAGAGGGCACUGCGGCCGCAAACGUCGGGGGAUUUGGGUUUGCCUCUCCUAGUGCACCAUCAUUUGGCAGUCUAGCCAAUCAGAGUUCAGCGCCAUCAUUUGGCAGCAUAGCACAACAGCAGCCAUCAGGGUUUGGAGCUCCGAGCAGCGGUUUCUCUGGCUUUGGAUCUUCUGGCGGUUUUGGAGGUUUUGGAAACACCAACGCCAACCAAUCAUCGUCUCAAACGUUCAGCAGUUGGAGAAGUUAAAAAAACUCCUGAAUUCAGUCACUUUCUCAUUUUAUAGAGGAGAAAUAUUGAAAACAUUGAGCAUUUGAUUUGAUUUUGCGAGCACAAGUUUACAUUUAAAUGCAACAUUAUUGAUAGCCGUGGGGUUUCAUAUUCUUAAUGCGUGCUGAUAUUCUGCUGCAGAUCCUUCUGAUGUAACGAAACAUGUUUUAUUUCUGCUGACACUGUGUUCAGUAGGUUUGUUCUGUUUUAACAUGCAAAAUAAGAAAUAAACUCAAAUGCUGUUGACA